UUUGAGAAACUCAAAGAGAAUCGUUUUUGCACACAGAUAAAGGAACUUACAACUCAAAUCUCUCUCCCUCCCUCCAAACAAAAGUUUGAUGGAAACAUACCAAAUUGGUCGCCAUUAAUGGGGUUCACUGCUGAACUCCACAAGAUUUCUUUCUGGGCUUGAGUGUACUCUGUUUCUUCUUGACUAUCCCACCACCAGGUGCUGCCACCUGCACCGCCGCACAGAGAGGAGGGAAGCAGGAGGCUUUAUCUCCGGCGAGAAGCGAUACCUUUUUGUUUACAUGCAAUGGAUAUUCAAGAAGACCAGAUUGUGUGAUUUUGAAGCAUUCCGCACCACCACCCACAGGAGUAGUUUCUUCACACAUGCAGGUUGUCCCUGUAGUGUGGGCUUCCGCCACCGCCGCUCUUGACCUUAAGUAAGAAAUCCCAUUUCCAGGCCUCAAAUGGAGACUAAAACAAGCCAUUUUCCUCACCCUUUGUUCUCCUUCUUUUUCCUCUGGUUUAGUUUAAUCUUUAGAGCACAACAAGUUCACUCUCUCUCUCCUGAUGGACAAGCCCUUCUCUCUCUCCUCUCAGAUGCUGACCCUUACUACAAAAAAUCAUCACAUGUUCUCUCUUCUUGGAGCCCUUCAAGCCCAACCCCAUGUUCAUGGCGGGGGGUCACUUGUUCACCCCAAGAAAGAGUUAUUUCCCUAUCUAUUCCCAAUACAUUUCUCAAUCUUUCUUCACUUCCCACACACCUCUCUUCCCUUUCCUCACUUCAGCUCCUCAACCUCUCCUCCACCAACAUUUCUGGCUCAAUCCCUUCUUCAUUUGCCUCUUUCUCUCAACUUCGCCUCUUGGAUUUGUCCUCAAACUCUCUCUCAGGGCCUAUUCCAUCAGAGCUGGGAAAACUCACUGCCCUUGAAUUCCUCUUCUUGAACUCAAACAGAUUGACUGGUUCAAUCCCCCAACACUUUGCUAAUCUUUCUUCACUCCAAGUCCUCUGCCUCCAAGAUAAUCUCCUCAACGGGUCGAUUCCUAUGCAAUUAGGUUCAUUGGUGUCUCUCCAGCAGCUUAGAAUCGGUGGGAAUCCGUAUCUGACCGGAGAAAUUCCGCCCCAGUUAGGCCUUCUGACCAAUCUCACAACAUUUGGUGCUGCUGCCACUGGGCUCUCUGGUGUUAUCCCACCUACAUUUGGCAAUCUGAUCAAUCUUCAGAUGUUGGCCCUUUAUGAUACCGAGGUUUUUGGUCCAAUACCGCCUGAAUUAGGCUCCUGCUUGGAGCUGAGAAACCUGUAUCUGCACAUGAACAAGCUCACUGGCUCAGUCCCAUCCCAGCUUGGCAAGCUGCAAAAGCUAACUAGCAUGCUGUUAUGGGGCAAUUCGCUCUCGGGUUCAAUCCCUCCUGAGCUUUCCAAUUGCUCGUCACUUGUGGUUCUUGAUGUGUCUGCAAACGAUCUGUCUGGUGAAAUUCCGGGUGAUUUGGGGAAGCUAGAUGUUCUUGAACAGCUGCAUUUGUCUGAUAAUGCACUGACCGGCUCAAUUCCAGGGCAGCUGAGCAAUUGCACGAGUUUAACAGCUCUUCAGCUCGAUAAAAACCAGUUAUCAGGUCCAAUCCCGUGGCAAAUUGGUGAACUGAAGAACUUGCAGAGUUUUUUCUUGUGGGGAAAUUCUGUCUCUGGAACUAUCCCUCCUGCAUUCGGAAACUGUACAGAGCUUUAUGCACUGGACCUAUCCAGGAAUAAGCUUACAGGUUCCAUACCAGAAGAGAUAUUCAGCUUAAAUAAGCUGAGCAAGCUGUUGCUGCUGGGAAACUCGCUAACCGGUGGAUUGCCACGCAGCGUGGUGAGAUGCCAAUCGCUUGUGAGACUGAGGCUUGGUGAGAAUCAGUUAUCAGGUCAGAUUCCUAAGGAGAUUGGUGGAUUGCAAAAUCUUGUGUUUCUUGAUUUGUAUAUGAAUCAUUUUUCUGGAAGUUUGCCUUCUGAAAUAGGUAAUAUCACGGUUUUGGAGCUGUUGGAUGUGCACAAUAACUACAUAAUGGGUGAUAUACCGUCUCAGUUGGGGGCCCUUGUUAACAUAGAGCAGCUUGAUCUUAGUAGAAAUAGUUUCACUGGUGAAAUUCCUGAGAGUUUUGGUAAUUUUAGUUACUUGAAUAAGCUUAUCCUGAACAAUAACCUGCUCACAGGGGAAAUCCCAAAGUCUAUUAGGAACUUGCAGAAGAUAACUUUACUUGAUUUGAGCUUCAAUAGUCUUUCUGGCCUAAUCCCACCCGAAAUUGGCUCUUUGACAAGCUUGACAAUUAGUUUGGACUUUAGCUCUAACAGAUUCAUCGGUGAUAUUCCUGAGACGAUGUCUGGCUUGAGGCAGCUGCAAUCGCUCGACCUCUCACAUAACAUGCUGAACGGGAGGAUCACUGUUUUAAGUUCUCUUACCAGUCUCACAUACCUCAAUGUUUCUUACAACAACUUCUCGGGACCAAUCCCUGUGACUCCAUUCUUCCGAACUUUAACGAUAAAAUCUUUCCUUGAAAAUCCAGACCUGUGUGAAUCUCUUGAUGGCUACACUUGCUCUUCCCAUUUGAUGAGAAGAAAUGGAUUGAAGUCGGCCAAAACCCUAGCUCUUCUAGGUGUGAUUCUGACUUCUGUGGUAAUGGCAGUUGUCGCAGUCUGGAUUCUGGUAGCACGGAACCAUAAAUACGUGGUUGAGAAGUCGUGCAUGUCGAGCUCCUCUACAGAAGAGGAUUUCUCAUAUCCAUGGACUUUCAUUCCGUUUCAGAAGCUUAACUUCACGAUAGAGAACAUCUUGAACUGUUUGAGAGACGAAAAUGUUAUUGGCAAAGGGUGUUCAGGGGUUGUUUACAGGGUGGAAAUGCCGAAUGGUGAGUUGAUAGCAGUUAAAAAGCUAUGGAAAACGAAGAAAGACGAAGAACUAAUAGACUCUUUUGCUGCGGAAAUUCAAAUUCUUGGACACAUUAGGCACAGGAAUAUAGUGAGGCUACUGGGAUAUUGCUCGAAUAAGAGCGUUAAGCUUCUUCUCUACAACUACAUACCGAAUGGAAACCUCCAACAGCUUUUGCAGAAUAACCGGAACUUGGACUGGGAAACCAGGUACAAGAUUGCAGUUGGAUCAGCUCAAGGCCUUGCUUAUCUUCACCAUGAUUGCUUGCCAGCUAUUCUUCAUAGGGACGUAAAAUGCAAUAACAUACUCUUAGGUUCCAAGUAUGAGGCUUAUUUGGCUGAUUUCGGACUUGCAAAGCUAAUGAACUCGCCGAAUUAUCAACAAGCAAUGUCCAGAGUCGCGGGGUCUUACGGAUACAUUGCUCCAGAGUACGGAUACACCGUAAACAUAACAGAAAAGAGUGACGUCUACAGCUAUGGGGUGGUUUUGCUCGAGAUAUUAAGUGGGCGUAGCGCCGUUGAACCUCAGAUAGGCAACAGCCUUCACAUCGUGGAGUGGGUGAAGAAGAAAAUGGGAAGCUUUGAACCGGCCAUAACAAUACUCGACUUGCAGCUCCAAGGAUUGCCUGAUCAAAUGGUGCAAGAAAUGCUGCAAACGCUCGGAAUCGCUAUGUUUUGCGUGAAUCAAUCACCGGCCGAAAGGCCGUCGAUGAAGGAAGUGGUGGCACUUUUAAUGGAAGUUAAAAGCCCACCAGAAGAGUCAGGGAAAACUUCUCAACCUUUAAUAAAACAGUCCUCAAAUCACAGCUGAUUGAUUUUUAUUUUAUUUUUACUUUUUGAGCUGUACUUCUUUUGGUUUUCUUACACUAUAUUUUUUGUUUUUUUUCAGUGUUGGGGGAUUAGUGAUUGAUUUUCUUUUGUAGGGUAGUUCAAAGUUAUGGUAGGAAAACCUCUGCUCCUUGAACUGGACAAUGGCUUUCUGAUCUUCCUUGUACAGAUUUAGUAACAUUAGUGCAUCUUUGU
Molecule: messenger RNA, 3900 nt
Organism: Sesamum indicum (sesame)
Lineage: Eukaryota; Viridiplantae; Streptophyta; Magnoliopsida; Lamiales; Pedaliaceae
Biological process (GO): protein phosphorylation
Molecular function (GO): protein kinase activity; receptor serine/threonine kinase binding; ATP binding
Source: RefSeq, a predicted model, not a curated record